AUAGAAAGAUUUGUAAAAUCAUGUGAUUAGCAUUGAGGAGGUAAGGAUCCUCCACUACUCCACCUGCAACAGUCGCACCUGCUGGUUCAGUGUUAGUGUUGUUUUGUGCGAAAAUGGGUCGUGGAGGUGUUGGUUCAACAAGGUCCGAAUUUUUGGCCGAAGAUUCGGUUGAUGAUAUCAGAUAUCACAGAAAUGGGGGAUGUUUUGUGACCACUAAAAGGGCCAUAGCUUUCGUUCUGGUAGCUGUUGUGUCCUUGCUUCUGGUUGUGAUCUUGAUGUACUACUAUGGACCUAGUCGGAAGUUGGAAGCGUUGCAAGACGACAUGAAAGAUAUCGAGGAACUGAUCAACAAGACAAUAAAUGAGGAGCCUGAAGAAAAUAUCCGACUACCAACAAACCUAAAACCACUUCAUUAUCGGCUUAGAAUUUUUCCGAUUCUGGACGAGUUUUCGCCUGAUAAUUUCACUUACUCGGGAGAAGUGAAAAUAAUCAUUCGGUGUUUAACAAAAACCAACAAAAUAGUUCUAAAUUUGGAAGAUUUGGAAGUUAGUGAACACAACGUGACCGUAUCGACACUUAAAACCACAAUUUUACGUUACGAAAGUUUGGAUAAAGAGAGUGAUAAAGACCAGCCUGAAAUGUACCAGAAAAAUUCGACUCAUAACAGUUCGGUAAUAAUUGUGGAAAGUGAGAAUAAUUCAACGGAUGAAGUCCUGAUUGGGGCCGAAGCUAAGUCGCUCAUGAUCCAGGAAGUUUAUAAAGAAGAGAAUUAUAAGUUGUACAUCACUAUGAAGAAUUUGCUAGAAGCUGGGCAUAAUUAUACGAUUAAUAUAAAAUUUUCCGGGAAUAUUACUAAUAAUUUGGCGGGGUUUUAUCGGACGAGUUAUAAGGAUUUGUCAGGGCAGAGAAAAUGGUUGGCAACGACUUAUUUUCAACCAAUUUUUGCAAGAAGAGUGUUUCCUUGCUUUGAUGAACCAAAUUUUAAAUCGUCCUUUGAGAUCAGUAUUGCAAGGAGGACUAAUAUGACAGUGAGGUCGAAUAUGCCACUCAGGGAAACCGAGCCUAUUGCUGAAAAACCGGGAUGGGUUUGGGACCACUUUGAAAAGUCCCUCCCAAUGCCCACUUACUUGGUCUCAUUCACAGUUUGCGACUUCCACAAUUUACACUUAAAUUCAUCCGAGACCGGGCCUGUUAUAAAUUUGUGGGCCCCUCAGAGCGACUUACCCAAAGCCAAAUACGCGCUUGAAGCAGCUCAGAGCAUUUUAAUCUUCUUGGAAGACUAUCUAGGCAUUAAAUAUCCACUCCCAAAAAUUGACCUUUUGGCAGUUCCAAAUUUCGCCCGCGGUUCAAUGGGAAGUUGGGGCAUUUUAUCGUUUCAAAAAUCCUCAAUCCUCCUUGAGGAACAUUCGAGAAAUUGGGAGUUGAAACAGCACAUCUUCAUUGCUUUGGCCCAUGAAUUGGCCCACCAGUGGUUUGGUAAUUUGGUCACAAUGAAGUGGUGGAACGAUUUGUGGUUGAACGAAGGCAUUGGGAGUUUUAUGGCCGAAGUUGUGCAAACUAGCUUGAAGCCCAGGUGGCAAAGCAGCAACGAUUUUCCCGUGAGGGUGAUGUACAAAAGCUUCAGUUUGGACAGUUUGAAGUCAACUCAUCCGAUUCAGACCGAUUUCACCAAAACGGUGCAAAUUGAGCAAAUUUUCGAUACGAUUAUACAAAGCAAAGGCACGAGUUUGAUCCGGAUGUUGAAUUAUACGUUAUCAAGGCCGGUUUUCCGACAAGGACUCCAAUACUAUUUGAAUAGUUUAUCGUACAAAUCAACCGAUCAAGACUCGCUCUGGAAAUCACUAACUGAAAUCGCUAAAAAUUCGUCGGUUCUUCCGGACGAUGUGACGGUGAAGAGCUUCAUGGAGUCGUGGACCAAACAAAAAGGAUAUCCUUAUGUAACCGUUGACCGGAAUUAUGACACUGGAGAGGCUGUUAUUACUCAGCAAAUUUUUAUUCAAGAUAAUGUCAACAAUAACACUUUGUGGUUUAUUCCGCUGAGCUUUACCACAACGGAUGAUGUUAUUCACAAUGCGUGGUUGAAAAAUGAAAGAAAUACAACUCUGAACAUUACGAGUCCGGGGAAUACUUCUUGGGUGCUUUUUAACAUCGAUCAAGCAGGUUAUUUUCGCGUAAAUUACGACAUCCACAACUGGAACCUCCUCAUCCGCCAACUGUUCCUCAACCCUUCGGAAAUCCCUGUGGCAAGUCGCAGCCAACUGAUCGAUGAUGCUUUCGAAUUAGCCCAAAUGGAGAUCCUCAAUUACAGUAUUCCACUGCGUCUCACCAAAUACCUGACUUGGAAAGAAUCGAAUUACAUUCCCUGGACCACAGCACUCAACAGUUUGGAGGAAAUCCGAUUCAUUAUCAACAAUUAUGAAUACACUGGAGCUUUUGAAACGUAUAUGACGCAUCUGAUUAGACACAAAUUUGAUUCGUUGGGAACGCGUGAAAAACCCGGGGAACCCCAAAACGACAAAAUCCUGAGGUGGAGGUUGACGAAAAUCGCCUGCGAACUGAGAUACGAGCCGUGCAUUCGGUGGGCACAGAAGGAGUUUUACGCAUGGAUGGAAAAUGCAGAUCCUGAUGCGAAAAAUCCGAUUCCGUUUGAGUAUCGCUCGACGGUGCAAUGCAUUGGAAUUAAAACAGGGAGUCUGAAGGAGUGGGAUUUCCUAUGGAAUCGCACUCUUGAGCCUCAAAUAUCGCCAGCUGAUUUGAAAACUGCAUAUUUGAGUCUGGGUUGUACGCACGAUCCUUGGCUCAUUAACAGGUACUUGGAGUUGUCUUUAAGUGGCAAUAUUACGCUGGAAUACAUCCCUUAUGUCUGGCAGUCAAUAAAUCACUUUGUUGGAAUUCGGACAGGUUUCCAUUUUUUGAGGUUGAACUGGGAACGCGUUUACAGUACUUAUGAGGAUGUUGAUUUGGUGCUUAAUUCAAUUUGCCAAGACUUUCUCUCCUAUUUGUCCACAGAGAUUGAUUUACAGGAUUUGACUCAAUUCUAUAAAAUACAUCAGAAGGAUUUGAAAUCGGUGGCACCGCUAAUGCAAGCUGCAGUUGAUUCAAUCAAAAUUCGAAUCAGUUGGAGGGAAAGGCACUUGAAUUCAGUCGUCGCCUGGCUGACGAAUAAGUAACUGAACUUAUAUUCGUGUUUUUGUAAUAUAUUGUUGAUUAAUUUAAUAAAGUAGUGGUAAGAAA
Molecule: messenger RNA, 3234 nt
Organism: Tribolium castaneum (red flour beetle)
Lineage: Eukaryota; Metazoa; Arthropoda; Insecta; Coleoptera; Tenebrionidae
Product: aminopeptidase N
Exons: 9
Coding region: 114-3170 (1018 amino acids)
Biological process (GO): proteolysis; peptide catabolic process
Cellular component (GO): cytoplasm
Molecular function (GO): zinc ion binding; metalloaminopeptidase activity; peptide binding
Source: RefSeq, a predicted model, not a curated record